CCGUUAUCAUUCUCUUGUCAGAGUUUCAAAGUUUGUGCAGUCAGUUGAUCUGUGUUUAAAUUAUUUUUCUCAACUAAAAAAAAUAUGAGCAGCUAUGAAGAUCGAUUUGAUCAAAAGCAGGACCGAACACGCCGAGUCAACAACGCUGUCUUCAUCUCGAAGGAGCGCUACUCGAAGGACAGCUCAGAGGAUGACAGCGAUUCAAACUCGAUGAUAUCGACAUUGACCAGCGAAACGUUACGACCGUCUUACGGAAUUCCCGGAGGGUUUGGGGAUGAAGAUAAUUCAGAUUCAAGUUCCAGCACAACGAUUCCACUUGGUAAGCACCGACAUCCCCGUUCCUACGAUCCGGAGGCUUACAAGAAGUGGCUCAAAGCGAAGAAUGAAGCCGCCCGGAAGCGCAGAGAAAACGAACGCACCAAGAAAAAGCGAGAAGAGAUGCGCAAGAAGCUGGAAGAGGAAAAACGCAAACAGGAGAGCGACGAGAAAAUGAAACGGUGGCUCGAGCGUAAGGAACAGGAAAAACGAAAGAAGGAACAGAAACAGAAAGAAAAAGUACAAAAGGAGGACAACAACAAGACUAAAACGAUCGGCAAGUGGAUCUCGAGCGACGAAAGCCAGACCAAUUUUAAAGUGUGGCUUAGCCGAGUGAGACAACAGAACGAAGGUAGAGCUCAAACCAAACUCAGAGAAAUUGAAAAGCAGCGGAUGGAGGAAGAAUUCAAACAACAGCGCAAAGAGCUCUCCACCAUGUUCUACGAGGAAUGGCUGAAAACGUCCAAAAAUAAGCCGAAACCGGUGCCCUUGAACCAAGGAACAGAAUCGCUGCGGGGUUCCAUUUCGAAAAUGUUUAUCAAUCCGAAACCUUGGCAGAGCAAUAUUGACUAGGUCGCGGCCAUUUUUGCUGACGGUUGUCUAACUCCAGGAGAAUCCCAGUAAGCGACGACGACCUUUACGACUUGCCGUGAUUGCCAAUUAACAAGCAAGCCGCCUACUAUUUCCGUUAUUGUUUCUUCUAGACGUUAGUCGUAACGAAAGACAAUAAAUUUUCUGUAUUUAGAGAUAUUC
Messenger RNA from Uranotaenia lowii, 1068 nucleotides. Its product is annotated as coiled-coil domain-containing protein 34-like. The record is from RefSeq and is a predicted model, not a curated record. NCBI's taxonomy places the organism in Eukaryota, Metazoa, Arthropoda, Insecta, Diptera, Culicidae. The coding region runs from base 85 to 888 and encodes 267 amino acids. The transcript has 4 exons.